UUUCACAAGACUGUUGCAACCCAAACACAGCAAAUUAUGGGACCAGGAUCCAAAGUUCAGUGAAUUUAAAGACGCAGAAGAGGAAGAGACUGAGGGGAUUUUGGGGAGAUUUCUUUGUGGACUGUUAAGCUGACUCUUGUCACAGACAGGGGAAAUGUCGAGUACAGCCAUGAAGAAGAAGGUGCUGCUGAUGGGAAAGAGUGGGUCAGGAAAGACCAGCAUGAGGUCAAUCAUUUUCGCCAAUUACAUCGCCAGAGACACCCGCCGCCUCGGAGCCACAAUCGACGUGGAGCACUCGCAUGUGCGUUUCCUGGGCAAUCUUGUGCUGAACCUGUGGGACUGUGGAGGACAGGACACUUUCAUGGAGAACUACUUCACUAGUCAGAGAGACAAUAUCUUCCGAAACGUGGAGGUGCUGAUCUAUGUGUUUGACGUUGAGAGUCGAGAGCUGGAGAAAGACAUGCAUUAUUACCAGUCCUGUCUGGAGGCCAUCCUGCAGAAUUCACCCGACGCCAAGGUCUUCUGCCUGGUGCACAAAAUGGACCUGGUCCAGGAGGACCAGCGAGACCUGAUCUUUAAGGAGCGUGAGGAAGAUCUGAAGAGACUGUCACGCCCUCUGGCCUGCACUUGCUUCAGAACAUCCAUCUGGGACGAGACACUUUACAAGGCCUGGUCCAGCAUCGUCUAUCAGCUCAUCCCUAACGUGCAGCAGCUGGAGUCUAAUCUACGCAACUUCGCCCAGAUUAUUGAAGCUGACGAAGUUUUGCUCUUUGAGAGAGCCACCUUCCUGGUGAUCUCUCAUUAUCAGUGUAAGGAACAGCGGGAUGCUCAUCGGUUUGAGAAAAUCAGUAAUAUCAUUAAACAGUUUAAACUGAGCUGCAGUAAAUUAGCUGCCUCCUUCCAGAGCAUGGAGGUGCGGAACUCCAAUUUUGCGGCGUUCAUUGACGUCUUCACCUCCAACACUUACGUCAUGGUGAUAAUGUCCGACCCCUCCAUACCGUCCGCUGCCACCCUCAUCAACAUCCGCAACGCCAGGAAACACUUUGAGAAGCUGGAGCGAGUGGAUGGACCCAAACACAGCCUGCACAUGAGAAUGCGCUGAUCCACGCCCACUGACAAGGGCCUGCACACUGGAGGAAUCUCAUCCAUGGGACUUCUCCUGUCUGAUGAUGUCACUGUCUCCAGGGCUUUUCUACAGACUUUUCCACCCUGUGUUUACGAGCACCAGCUUUGCCCUCCCACUGUUUGGUUUCCCGGGAAAUGUUCACUGUUCAGAACCAGAGGGGUUGGUAUAGAGGAAGACUGUAUAGAGGAAGAACUGAACGAAUUCUUAAAGAUGACACGAGGCUCAGAGUUCCAGAGGAGAAACUGGGCAAAGAGGGAGGCCUUACGCUGUCCACCUCACUAAUGAUUUGGUGCCAUAGAGUACACACACACACACACACACACACACACACGCUCAGAGAAAACUAGUGGACAUGUUGGUUGUGUGCUUCUGUGAUUUCUGUGUUUCCCCUGCCUGUGUUGGUGAAGGAUUCUACUGUCUUGUUUAUGCUCAGCUUCAGCAGAAUGUUACAGAUGGCCAUAACUAAAGUCCUCUUGCCCGGUGAGCAGUGCUAAAAAUGGAAACCUGACUUCUUUCCCUCGUUUUCUACAGAAAGCUGUUUGUAUAUCCCUGUUCCUGUCCUGCUGAUGGCUAAGGUCACGAGGUUUAAUCAGAAUAAAACAUGUCC
Molecule: messenger RNA, 1733 nt
Organism: Chanos chanos (milkfish)
Lineage: Eukaryota; Metazoa; Chordata; Actinopteri; Gonorynchiformes; Chanidae
Gene: rraga
Product: Ras-related GTP binding A
Exons: 11
Coding region: 155-1102 (315 amino acids)
Biological process (GO): positive regulation of TORC1 signaling; negative regulation of autophagy; cellular response to starvation
Cellular component (GO): nucleus; Gtr1-Gtr2 GTPase complex; lysosome
Molecular function (GO): GTP binding; GTPase activity
Source: RefSeq, a predicted model, not a curated record